Pseudozyma hubeiensis SY62 is the source of this 1383-nucleotide messenger RNA. RefSeq lists its product as hypothetical. The record is from RefSeq and is a predicted model, not a curated record. Bases 1 to 1383 code for a protein of 460 amino acids. The transcript has a single exon. Lineage: Eukaryota; Fungi; Basidiomycota; Ustilaginomycetes; Ustilaginales; Ustilaginaceae.
AUGUCCACAGAUUCACCAGCAUCGCCCUUGCGGCGGGUCAGCCUUCGCACGCUCCUCAGCACGCUUCUCGUCACCCUCACAUUCACUCUUCUCACCAUCAGUCCAACCCACGCCCUGCCAUCACCACCAUCGCUUGCCCGCCGAGACGCAUUCACUGACGCACGUGGAACGCGCGGCGAUGCCUCGCUCAGCUCGGUCGGUCGUCGCCCCGCCGGAGCCUACGCGCGCUCCAUCCCCAUCACCCCUACCUCUGACAUCUUCACAUGGUACUCGAAAACCCCCGCCAACGAAUCGCUCGCCGAAUCCGCCUUCAUCAUCAUCCACGGUGUCCAGCGGAACGCCAACACCUACUGGACCAUCCUCAACAACGCCUGGGCCAAAGCACGCGAUGCAUCGCUCGGCUCGGCACGACCGAACUCGAUCCGCGUAGCGCCGUUGUUCUUCAGCACGUUCGAGGAUGCAGGUGCGUACAACGUGACGCAGUUGGCGUGGGACGAUAGCAACGCCUGGACGGCAGGCGAGGGCAGCACCAAUCCGCCGUUCAGUGGCAUUUCGAGCUUCGCCGUGUUGGAUGCGUUUUUGGAUAGGUUCAGCGAUGCCAAGGCGUAUCCGAGGAUGAAGUAUAUUACGUUCGUGGCGCAUGGAGGUGGUGCACAGAUGCUUCAGCGAUAUGCUGUGUUGGGCAAGAGCAACCCGGCUCCGAAGAGGUUGAGUGUGAGGUAUGUCGUGGGAGAUCCUUCGUCGGAACUCUACUUUACCGACGAUCGACCUGUAGGAGUGGACCAAGCUUCCUGCCCCACUUGGAACAACUACCGCUACGGCCUCAAGCAGUACACUGCACCGUACUCUACUCUCUCGGCCUCUCGAGCUCCUGCACUGUUCAAGUCCUACGCCGCCAAGGAAGUUCGGUACGUGGUCGGGCUGGCGGAUACUUCCACCGAGAAGGGCGAUCAGACGUGCAUGGCGCACGCCGUCGGAGGACCGUUGCGAAGAAACCGAAGUCUAGCCUACUGGAAGUACAUCCACCUGCUCUCCGGUCGUACCUCGCCCGACUCGCUCAAAAAUUUCCCAGGAACCUUCCCCGCACUUGACCCUCAGGCAUCGGCGGCGAAAACAACCCAGACCGACAUCCCAACAUCCUCCAAGACCACGCUGAGAAAGUUCACCGGCGUUUCCAUCGUGCAUUCGCUGAGCGUGGUCGAGGGGGCAGGUCACAGUGCCAGCAAGGUGUACAGCUCGCCGCAGGGCAGGAACGCGCUGUUUGCGGAUCAGGCGAGCAGCGGAACGGGGCUGACCGCGGAUUUCAGCAAGCAGCUCGACGGAUAUACGGCGGAUAAGGCGGGUGCGAAGGAUUACAGCGAUGGCGAUAGUGGCGAUGAUUGA